Molossus molossus (Pallas's mastiff bat) is the source of this 903-nucleotide messenger RNA. It is a transcript of the gene CFAP77, whose product is annotated as cilia and flagella associated protein 77. NCBI's taxonomy places the organism in Eukaryota, Metazoa, Chordata, Mammalia, Chiroptera, Molossidae. The coding region runs from base 58 to 903 and encodes 281 amino acids. The transcript has 6 exons. The record is from RefSeq and is a predicted model, not a curated record.
GCUGGGAAGCCCGCCGGACUCAGCCCGGGGGUCGCCUUCCUGCGACCGACCUCCAGGAUGCCAGAGGCCAAGAGCUCCCGCCACGACCUCAUGCGAAGGAAGGAGUCGGUGCACCGCACGGUCAGCCAGAUCUGCCCGCCCCCGCGGCGGCCCCUGACCGUGGCUGACAUCCGGCGGGGCAUGGAGAACGAGAGGCUGGGGGUCGUGCGGGAUUCCAUGUUUCAGAACCCGCUCAUCGUCAAGGCCGAGCUCGGGAAGCCCCGAGAAAGAAGCUACAGUCUUCCUGGAAUUGACUUUAACUACGGACUCUACAUCCGGGGGCUGGAUGGAGGGGUCCCCGAAGCCAUCGGACACUGGAAUGUGUUUAAGCAGCAGCCCACUUGUCCUCAAGAGCUGAGCCGGAAUUAUAUCGCCAUGAAUCGCGGGGCCGUGAAAGCCGGCCUGGCAACUGCCAAGGAGAACCUCCUCUACCGUCAGCUCAAUGACAUACGCAUCAGUGACAAGGAGGACCGAAGGCUCAAGAAGGAACUGCCCUCUCUCCCUCCAAACAUGACCUUUGGGAUCUGCUCACGGCCUUCCACCCCCUUCUUUGACCUGCUGCAGCACCGGUACCAGCAGCUGUGGGUGCAGGAGCAGAAGGACGCACAGAAAGCCAUCAAACUGGAGAAGCAGCACAAGAUGAUCCUCGGGAAGCUCUAUGAGACCCGGAGCAGCCAGCUGCGGAAGUACAAGCCGCCCGUGAAGCUGGACGCCCUCUGGCACAUGCCCCACUUCCGGAAGGUGGGACCCCAUCUCGACACCUUCCCCACCGAGGCUGACCGCCAGAGAGCCUUCAAAGCUCACCGCGAGGAGGGUGCCGUGCGCCAGGGGACCCUGCGGAUGGGCAACUACACGCACCCCUAA